Molecule: messenger RNA, 1620 nt
Organism: Eurypyga helias (sunbittern)
Lineage: Eukaryota; Metazoa; Chordata; Aves; Eurypygiformes; Eurypygidae
Gene: ACSF3
Product: acyl-CoA synthetase family member 3
Exons: 7
Biological process (GO): fatty acid metabolic process
Molecular function (GO): medium-chain fatty acid-CoA ligase activity
Source: RefSeq, a predicted model, not a curated record
AUGCUGGGCUCCCUGCUCUUCCCCCAAGUGAGCCGGCCCCUUCGAUGCCUCACCCGGGACGUGCAUCGUUGCAGGUGGGGGUUGCGUGGGCAGAAGAGGUCUGGCUGUGCCCACCGGGGGCUGCAAACCACAUGGGCAACCUACGGCAGUGACGUUACCCCGGUCUUCACGAGGGCUUUGGCUUUCGGCGAUAAAGUUGCCAUCAUUGACCAAAACGGUGAGCACACUUACAGGGACCUUCUCAGCCAGAGUCUGCGCUUGUCCCAGGAGAUCUGUAGGGCUCUGGAGUGCUCCAGCAGGGACCUGAAAGAAGAGAGGAUCUCGUUUUUGUGCCCCAAUGAUGCCUCGUAUGUGGUGGCCCAGUGGGCUUCCUGGAUGAGCGGGGGCAUAGCAGUGCCCCUUUACAAGAAACACCCCGUGCAGGAGCUGGAGUACGUGAUUCAGGAUUCGCAGAGCACUCUGGUUAUCGCAGCAGAGGAGUAUGUGGGGAAAAUCGCCCCUAGCGCUGAGAAGCUGGGAGUCCCGCUUCUCCCACUUCCUAGGCUCCAUAGUGAUGGAUCCGCAAGUCAUGCAGCCGUACAAGAGGGUCCCUUGACAACCUGCUCUUCGUGGAAAGACAGAGGAGCCAUGAUAAUCUACACUAGUGGGACGACGGGAAGACCGAAAGGUGUCCUCAGCACCCAUGGGAACGUGCAGGCUGUGACCACAGGGCUGGUUGAAAAAUGGGAGUGGAAGAAGGAAGACGUUAUUCUGCACGUGCUGCCUUUACACCAUGUCCAUGGGGUGAUCAAUAAGCUCCUCUGUCCUCUCUGGGUGGGAGCGACAUGCAUCAUGUUACCCGAAUUCAGCGCACAGAUGGUUUGGAAGAAGUUGCUAAGCUCCCAAGCUCCCCGUGUCAGUGUCUUCAUGGCAGUGCCCACUAUCUAUGCCAAGCUGAUAGAGCAUUAUGACAAGCAUUUCUCUCAGCCACAAGUCCAGGAUUUCGUGCAUGCCUUUUGCCAGGAGAACAUCAGGUUAAUGGUCUCAGGCUCUGCAGCCCUGCCUGUGCCUGUCCUGGAGAAGUGGAAGAGAAUCACUGGGCACACCUUGCUGGAGAGGUACGGGAUGACUGAGAUUGGAAUGGCGCUUUCUAACCCUUUGCAUGGAGUCCGUGUCCCAGGUUCCGUGGGCACCCCGCUUCCCGGGGUGGAAGUGCGCAUUGCCACUGAGACCUUGAAGAAUGGAGGUCGUUCCUACACCAUCCAUGCUCAGGGAGAUGAAGAAGGCACACAGGUGACACCGGGUCUGGAGGGGCAAGAAGGGGAGCUGCUCGUGAAGGGACCCUCCGUCUUCCGCGAGUACUGGAACAGACCCAGAGAAACAGCGGACGCCUUCACGCCUGACGGCUGGUUCAAAACAGGUACCACGGUGGCUUCCCCACGGCGUCUGGCCGAGGGCAGCGAGGGAAGAGGGGGGCAGCAGCUCUGGUUUGGCCCUCGAGCGGUGACGGCCUUGGGAGAUCACUUGGAGAUGGCAAAUGUCCCCGUGGUGCUGAAAACCCACUUCAGGGACCCGAGGAGGUUGUGUCCCAUCAAAGCGGGUGGGAUCCGGGGGGUGUAUUACCUGCGCAAACAGAAGCGG